UUUAAAGAGACAGGAGCUCCAACUGUCGGGAGCAGCCCGGGGCCUGUGGGCGCCUGGUCCAGGCCUACGGUGAGCGCCGGAGCCGGGGAAGCAGUUGCAUGACUUUGGCUUUCAGGAUCCUCUUCCAACAAACCCUCCGUGCACUUGGCCGAAAAGAACCGUGCCUAUUCCGAGAACAACAUCGCUGGGCUAAUGUAAGACAAUUCAGCCAGUGGUCAGAAACAGAUCUACUUCAUCAGUGCCGCCUCCUCCAGAGAAGAAAGCCUGUUCUGUCAUUCCAGGGAGGCUGUCUAAGACCACGUGCCACCAGCCUUGUUUUCUUGCCAGGGUCACAUGUGGAACUGUGCAGUGGCCCCUGUGAGAUGGCUGAGCAACGGUUCUGCGUGGACUAUGCCAAGCGUGGCACAGCUGGCUGCAAAAAAUGCAAGGAAAAGAUUGUGAAGGGCAUGUGCCGAAUUGGCAAAGUGGUGCCCAAUCCCUUCUCAGAGUCUGGGGGUGAUAUGAAAGAGUGGUACCAUAUUAAAUGCAUGUUUGAGAAACUGGAGCGGGCCCGGGCCACCACAAAAAAAAUCGAAGACCUCACAGAGCUGGAAGGCUGGGAAGAGCUGGAAGAUAAUGAGAAGGAACAGAUAACCCAGCACAUUGCAGAUUUGUCAUCUAAGGCAUCAAGCACACCAAAGAAGAAAGCUGUUGUUCAGGCUAAAUUGACAACCACUGGCCAAGUGACAUCUCCAAUGAAAGGCACCUCAUUUGUCACCAAUACCAAUCCCCGGAAAUUUUCUGGCUUUUCAGCCAAGCCCAACAACUGUGGAGAAACCCCCUCAAGCCCUACCCGUAAGAUAAGUCUGUCCUCAAGCAAAUGUGACCCCAGGCACAAGGAUUGUCUGCUACGGGAGUUUCGGAAGUUGUGCGCCAUGGUUGCUGAUAAUCCUAGCUACAACACAAAGACACAGAUCAUCCAGGACUUCCUGCAGAAGGGCUCAGCAGGAGAUGGUUUCCACGGUGAUGUAUACCUAACAGUGAAGCUGCUGCUGCCAGGUGUCAUUAAGAGUGUUUACAACUUGAAUGAUAAGCAGAUUGUGAAGCUUUUCAGCCGCAUUUUUAACUGCAACCCAGAUGACAUGGCACGGGACCUAGAGCAGGGUGACGUGUCAGAGACAAUCAGAGUCUUCUUUGAGCAGAGCAAGUCUUUUCCUCCAGCUGCCAAGAGCCUCCUUACCAUCCAGGAAGUGGAUGAAUUCCUCCUGCGGCUCUCCAAGCUCACCAAGGAGGAUGAGCAGCAACAGGCGUUGCAGGACAUUGCCUCCAGGUGUACAGCCAAUGACCUUAAAUGCAUCAUCAGAUUGAUCAAACAUGAUCUGAAGAUGAACUCAGGUGCAAAACAUGUGUUAGACGCGCUCGACCCCAAUGCUUAUGAAGCCUUCAAAGCCUCGCGCAACCUGCAGGACGUGGUGGAAAGGGUCCUUCGCAACGAGCAGGAGGUGGAGAAGAAGCCGGGCCGGAGACAGACUCUGAGUGUUCAGGCCUCGCUGAUGACACCCGUGCAGCCCAUGCUGGCCGAGGCCUGCAAGUCCAUCGAGUAUGCCAUGAAGAAGUGUCCUAACGGCAUGUUCUCUGAGAUCAAGUAUGAUGGUGAGCGAGUCCAGGUACAUAAGAACGGGGACCACUUCAGCUACUUCAGCCGCAGUCUCAAGCCCGUCCUGCCUCACAAGGUGGCACACUUUAAAGACUACAUCCCUCAGGCUUUUCCUGGGGGCCACAGUAUGAUCUUGGACUCUGAGGUGCUCCUGAUUGACAACAAGACAGGCAAACCACUGCCCUUUGGGACUUUGGGAGUGCACAAGAAAGCUGCUUUCCAAGAUGCUAAUGUCUGCCUGUUUGUUUUUGACUGUAUCUACUUCAACGAUGUCAGCUUGAUGGACAGGCCUCUGUGUGAGCGGCGGAAGUUUCUUCAUGACAACAUGGUUGAAAUUCCCAACCGGAUCAUGUUCUCAGAAAUGAAGCAAGUCACAAAAGCUUCAGACUUGGCUGACAUGAUAAAUCGAGUGAUCCGGGAGGGGCUGGAAGGGCUGGUGCUGAAGGAUGUGAAGGGUACGUAUGAGCCUGGAAAGCGGCACUGGCUGAAAGUGAAGAAAGACUAUUUGAACGAGGGGGCCAUGGCUGACACAGCUGACCUGGUGGUCCUUGGAGCCUUCUAUGGGCAAGGGAGCAAAGGUGGCAUGAUGUCCAUCUUCCUCAUGGGCUGCUAUGACCCGAGCAGCCAGAAGUGGUGCACAGUCACCAAGUGCGCAGGAGGCCAUGAUGAUGCAACGCUCGCCCGCCUGCAGAAGGAACUGGACAUGGUAAAGAUCAGCAAGGAUCCCAGCAAAAUACCCAACUGGCUGAAGAUCAAUAAGAUCUACUACCCUGACUUCAUUGUUCCAGACCCAAAGAAAGCUGCCGUGUGGGAGAUCACAGGGGCUGAAUUCUCCAAAUCUGAGGCUCACACAGCUGAUGGUAUCUCCAUCCGGUUUCCUCGCUGCACCCGAAUCCGUGACGAUAAGGACUGGAAGUCUGCCACUGAUCUCCCGCAACUCAAGGAACUAUACCAGCUGUCUAAGGAGAAGGCAGACUUCACUGUAGUGGCUGGAGAUGAGGGGAGCUCCACUACAGGGGGCAGCAGUGGAGAGAACGAGGGCACCUUGGGGUCUGCUGUGUCCCGCAAGGCCCCCAGAGGUUCCCCCAACAAGCCCUCCACCAGUGCCAAGAAGGCAGAAGGAAAGUUAAGUAACGCCAACAGCAAAGGCAACAUGCUGACUGCAAAGCCUUCCCCUGUGAAAGUGGGAGAGAAGCUGUCCACGAAGUCUUCUCCAGUGAAAGUGGGGAAGAAGCGCAAAGCUGCUGAUGAGACCCCAUGCCAAACAAAGGUGAAGAGGCAGCCAGCCAGCCAGCAGAGAGGAAGGAGAGCUGUGCCAGCAGGCAGGAGAUAGAACAGCUCAGCCUCGCCAGGAGAGGCUGCAGGCACCCACCCCGCUGCUGAUCCCAAGUCACAAUUUACAGUAAAGGGGAGAAAGCUCUGUGUGGUUUGGGAGUGUAGCAGUAUGAGUUUGUGGUCAGGGUGGGAGCAGGACCAGCCAGCAAGGAGAUGGGGAGAGGGCACUGGCUUGGUGACUCUCCUCCCACCUGAGAUAGCUUUCCCUUUUAUACUCAUUUGUCAGUCUCAGGUUGGCAACAUCUAAUGAGCACCCACUGAAACCAGGAACUAGGUUUACUACUGGCUCAAUCCUAGGGAGCUGAUGCCGAAAGGGCAGAGAAAUGAACACAUGAUCACUACAGUUUGAUUGCGCCCUAUCUUCCCCUCCUCUGCCCAAGAAUAAGCACAGAAAUCUGAUGACUCAGGGCCUGAACCCAGUUCCCAGCAGACCAGUAGAAGCCCUUACCAUCUCUUUGCCCUGUGCACAGCCCCUGCACCCUCCACAGUAAUGAGCAGGACUCGCACUCCUCAAUCUACCUAGUUGUGCAGACUGGGCUGCUUGAUCUUCAGGGAAUGUCACUGGGUCUGGGAGCAUUGAGUCUGAGAGCCAUGGAUGGCUCUUAGAGACGUACUUUUCCCGUAUCCAGGUCUCAAAUGUUGGGGCCCAUCCCUUUGCUCUCCUUUUCCCCUAGGCAGGGAUGGCAGGGAGUGUAAUUUGCAGUGACUGGAAGAUGUGGGGGUAUUGAUGCCUGGUCCUUUUCUUCAGUAAACUCUUUCUGCUUGUGUCCUGAACUCUAGGCCUCUUCUGUCUACCUUUACUCUGUCCUGUGCUCAUCUGGGUAAAGACCCAUCUGCACCCAGUGCAGGUCCGACCCCACCC
Molecule: messenger RNA, 3833 nt
Organism: Cynocephalus volans (Philippine flying lemur)
Lineage: Eukaryota; Metazoa; Chordata; Mammalia; Dermoptera; Cynocephalidae
Gene: LIG3
Product: DNA ligase 3
Exons: 20
Coding region: 99-2969 (956 amino acids)
Biological process (GO): lagging strand elongation; DNA biosynthetic process; double-strand break repair
Cellular component (GO): nucleus; DNA ligase III-XRCC1 complex
Molecular function (GO): DNA ligase (ATP) activity; ATP binding; DNA binding
Source: RefSeq, a predicted model, not a curated record